Messenger RNA from Stylonychia lemnae, 546 nucleotides. Lineage: Eukaryota; Ciliophora; Spirotrichea; Sporadotrichida; Oxytrichidae. The record is from the annotation of a GenBank genome assembly.
AUGGGAUUUGCUGUCUCGUAAGCCAGUAGAUCUAACAUAUAAAAGAGACCUAAUACCUUGAUUUAAGCGCUGAAUUCGUCUUAUUUACAGCCCCUCCAGUUUUGUUUAUUGCAGAAAUUUAAUAGCUGUUGUUUAACAAUGAUGAAAUAAAUUGAACUCGAAAGUAUCAAGCAGGGUAUUAAUCUUACAAUAAAUGAUCAUGAAGAAUCUGCAUAAGGUAAUGGUCAAAGUACUCAGACAUUCUCAGUAUAAAGCUAAGCAAUAUACAGGGGCAGGGGAAGAAGACCAAGUGGUGCUCCCAAAAAUCAUAUUGAUCCACAAGCUGCAUAAAAAGACUAUCAAUAGCUCUUUAGUAAUUGGGAUGAUGAUCAGAUGGAUAUCUUUCAAGUGAAUGAUGUAAAAAAUAAUAGAGAAUUACUAGCAGCUUUACAACCCAUAGCUCAGAAGAUUGGGUUCUAAAUUAAAGUCACUCAAAAUUUAAGCAGACAGGAAUUCAUUAAACAGAUGGAGAAGAGAGGAAUUGGAAUUUAGGUUUAUUAAAAUUGA